UGUAAUUAAAUCACCAAAAUAUAGACCCGUUCACACUGCGCACAAUGAGAAAUAAAAUGGCGGACUUCUGGUGGGUAAAAGUUAGAAAAUCAAACCUGAUAGUUAAAUGAGCAAUUUAAAGGCAAAGGGAUUGGUAGUAUAUUCUGACUACUUAUGAAUGAAAUACAGCAUGCUGCACCAACUGGUUUUAAUUUUCAUUGUUAAUACUUUAUUGAAUUGUACUUAUGCAUUGCAUUGGUCUGGAGCCACAGAAGACAAGUGCCAAUUUACAAUUAACGUAGAACUCACAAUAUAUUUCCCAGACAAUCUUAGACUAUUUGUUAGCCAAUUUAAACGUGCUAAUGUUUCAGAAUGUCGUUAUGCAUGUUGCACUCAUGAAACUUGUAACGGUUAUGUCUGGGAUACUAUGGACACAGAUAAUUGCAAACUUUUAAAAUGCUCUAGUCAAGGCCAAGAUUGUAAGAAAGCUUUGAAACCUUCAACUGAUAUCGCUAUUGGUGAAGUAGGAUUUAUCACUGGCAUAACAGAAGACAGCAGUCCUGUGCCAACGUUACCACCAUUUAAAGGAAAAUCUAACACUCUUAGUGACAGCCUUACAUGGUUGAGUCAACGCUUGCAAGGUCAGGAUGCCAAGCCAGCUAAUGCAACAAAGAGAAACAAUGUGGCCAGAGCAAAGAAUCACACCACUCCAGCAAAGACUAGUUCGCCACAGCAUAAUCAAAGUCGACCAAAAGCUGCCUCAUUAAAUACAUCAACACGACAAAAGCAUGACCCAGUUCGGCCAAAAAAUACUCCCGCGCCUACGACCAACAGUGUUGUUCGCAGCUCUGUUGUUUCAAUAAUCGCAAAGGAGGAGAGCACCGCGCACACCCAUACGAAUGAUAUUUCUCUCUCCAUUGCAUUGCUGUUUGGAUUAAGCUUUUUUGUGACGGUGGUGUUUAUACUUGGUAAAAGAUGGGUGGAAGGUGUUAGAGACCAACACAAACGUGGGUACACGCGGAUAUCUUAUUUGCUUAAUGGCGUGUAGUCCAACAUGUAAUUAUAUUUAUUAUUUGUUGUCGUUAAGAAUUUUUUAUAACAUAAUAGGUCUAUAAGCUAAGUCCUGUUAAACUGUUCCUAAACGUCAGUUCUCUAACUAGAUCAUCACGCUUGAAUUUCACAGCAUUAAAUUUAACUUUUAAGGCCUGGUGUAUCAGGAGGCUUAGUGUAGUAAGAGGUCCUAUGUAAUAGAAGACCCAUUGUAAUAACUUAUGAUUAUAAAUUUUCUCAUAAUGGAACUUAUCAGAAUAACUCUUUAGUUUGUCCUUACUCGUAUUCACCGUUGACCCGUUGAAAAAACAGGUUUUAUCAUUCACGAGCAAGAAAAUGAUUUAAUUUUUUUGGUUUAUUUUGUUUAAUUUUCUGGUAAAAAAGAAUUUUGUGGUUUUUUACUGCAGCGGUAAAAGCACACCUUGUAAAAAAUUAUUCGUAUUUCAGUGUAUAAUCUAUAAAAUUAUUUAUUACUAUAUAACUUGAACAGAUGGAAAUGUGUUUUUUUUUUUCGUCAUCCAGUGCACGAUACAAACUUUUGUGAAGAUAGAAUGUGGGACGAAAAUUGGACUGGAUACACCCUAAAUUGCGCGUUAUUCAUUUUUUUUUUUUUUCUACGACAGAAGAACAACUUCUUCGUUCAAACAUAAAUUUAUAUUUUGCAUUAGUUUCAUUCUAGCCUAAAUACGAACCUUAAAACUUAAUUUUUCUGCACUAUUUACACGCUUAGGCCAACCUCGUCCCCAAACGCUUUUGCCAUUUUGACAGCGAGGCCAGCGGCGAAAAAAACGUAAUGUAAGCGCUAGCUUUAACAUACGCAACAAACCCGGGGGACGAGGAUACGCUUAGGUGUAUGCCUAAAGCCUUUACGUAGUUUUUUACCUUUUUUGUGUUUGAUUCCAUAUCAAUAGCGUACUUGACAAUUUCAUAGAUUGGUACCCACAAUGUGAGGUGCGCGAAAAAUCGUGUGCAAAAAUGUUGUUUUUUUUCUUAAAAUAAUGUUUCUAUUUAACUGGCGCGGAAAUCACAUAUAUAUACGCAUAUUCUAGCUACAUAUGGUCUUUGCCUUGCCCUGUGAGUAAUUGUUACUAUAUAUGGAAUGUUACUCAUUCCUUGAUUUUCUUUAUUUCAUUUUCUUUUUUGAAUCUUUAUAAUAAAUGAUCUGUAGUGAGAAAAAGUAAAAACAAUAAACUGGAGAACAUAUAUACGCGUGUAACAUCUGGGAGAGCUUUCUUAAAAAAAACAGGGGGUAAACACGUUUGCAAGAUUACAAUUCCACCUAUUCUUUUUUGGGUUAUGUAGGAUACGGUUUAAAACGUCUUUUCGCAAUCCCCUGUUCACGAUAAAUCUUUUUUGGUCAGAUCACGUGUAAAUUGGAAUGACUCACACCAAGUAAGGUGUGGAAAGUUAGUUUUUUAUUUAUUUAUUUAUAUUUACUUAUUCCCCUCUUCUAUAUACGUCUUUUUAAAAUAAAAUGGUCACUUUCCUAAAAAAGAAAAAUUACAAAUUUCUGUUUUUUAUUUUGAGCCUAUAAUAAGUUAGGUUUAAGAUUGCGUAAAUAUAUAAAAAUUUUAUUUGUGUAAUAAUUUUCUCCCGAACCCCCUUUUUCAUUAUUCUCUAUUCUUCUAAUUUCAUCCAUGACUCAUGCCAACUGAUUAGAUGUUCCUAUCUUUCUUUUGUUGUUUUCUCGAAGAAAAAAAAAUGAAUGGAGCGUGAAGGUGCUAUGCAGAAGAUGUUGUAUUGGACGUAAAACCGAAGCGCUGCAAAUUUUGUGUAAACGAUAUCUGGUGUGCGAUUGUAACAAAGGAACAGAUUCGAAAACGUGUUGUUUUUAGAAGGGAGCAUUUAUCUGAAAUCUGACCUGAAACCAGACAGACAUACAUUUAAAAUGUUUCAUCAUAGGUGUAUUAUUAAGCUCAAAUCUGUCUCGUGAUUUUCUUUUGUUUAUUUAUUUUCGAUAUAUUUUUGCGAAGUCAGGAUUUUAACCGCGUAGGUUGAAAUCGGCGGGAUUGUUAUCGCUUACUUCACCUCCUCGAUGUCAACAAGGAAAAAGCUCCUGGGAAUGAGGUUGGGUAAAAAAGAAUGUAUGAGACUCCAAGCGAAAAAAAAUUAUCCCUGCUAAUUUCAUUCUUUCGAGAAAUCCCUAUGAUUUAAUUUUUGAAAGCGAAACACGCGUACGUAAUAAAAACUGACUUGAGGUGACGCAUACAAAGUUUCAUUUCGUGAAAAUACGCUACUAAAUGUUAACUUGAAAAAAGCUCAAAUAAUGUGUUUUUUGUUAACUGGACAAAGAAAGAAAGGUGGAUAUUUGUGGAACCCUCUUUUUUUAAAAAAAACAACAACAACAAAACUAUUAUUGUUAAUUCUCUUUUGUUCUUAACAAUAGACCUAUUGUUUUUAACCUGAAGGCUCAGCCUGAUAUUGUCAUUAAGCAUGUUCUUAAAUAAGGAGAAAUAUGUGUGCUAGAACAGGUCCGAAAAAUCUGUAUUAUGUAGCUAACCAUUUUUCAAUGUCUUCGAUGUUAUCAUUUAUCUUUUUCUUUAGUAAUUAAUUUUAUUAUAGGGUUGGAAAUCUAUCCUAAAUAUGUAUAUGUCCUUAAUUGAGUCUCUAUUUUAUUCAAGGGUUAUUCACACAACGAAAAGUGUACGCUAUAA
Molecule: messenger RNA, 3683 nt
Organism: Hydractinia symbiolongicarpus
Lineage: Eukaryota; Metazoa; Cnidaria; Hydrozoa; Anthoathecata; Hydractiniidae
Exons: 6
Coding region: 158-1027 (289 amino acids)
Source: RefSeq, a predicted model, not a curated record